AUGCGUCGGAGCAAUGUAGAGUUUGUGUUGGUUAGCAAUGAGGCAUCUGCGGGGUUCAUGGCUGAUGUUUGCGCCCGGUUGACAGGCAAACCGGGCGUGUGUUACGGCACUUUUGGACCCGGUGCCACGAACCUGAGCACAGGAAUCGCAAACGCGCUAUUGGAUCGCUCUCCGGUACUUGCCUUGACCUCGCAGGUUCCAACGGCGAUGCGGACGCGGGUGACUCAGAUGAAAAUCGAUCAUCAGGCACUGUUUGAACCGAUCUCGAAAUGGACUGCGGAGCUUUCCGUGGACAACCUGUGCGAAACAGUAGUCAAAGCUGUCGAUAUUGCUUGUCAAGAGGUUCCGGGUCCUGUCCAUCUCGGCAUCCCGGCAGAACUUGGAGAAACGCCUGUCCCAGAUUGUGAGGGUGCUAUCAGCGACGCAAUCGGUCAUCAACGCCAAGCCAUUGCGCCUACCGUUGAAUCAAUACAGCAGGUAGAGCAGCUGAUGAGAUCCGCCAAAAAGCCGAUUAUCGCGUUGGGUUUGAGUGUGACGCGCGCUGAUGCCCAAGCAAUCGUGAACCAAUUUGUGGAGAAGCAGGGAAUCCCUGUUAUCCUCACACCGAUGGCGAAGGGAAUAGUUUCUGAAGAAAGUCCGUACUACGCCGGUGUCCUAUUCCACGCCCUCUCCGAUCAGGUUGCGAAAACACACGGCGAAGCUGAUCUGGUCAUCGGUAUCGGCUACGAUGUGGUGGAAUUCAACUACGAGGAGUGGUUGCCAAACGCCCCGAUCAUUCAUAUUGAUACCGUUGCUGCCGAUAUUGAUCCCAGUUACGAGGUCUGUGAGGUUAUCGGUGAUAUCCGCCAAACGCUUGAGGCGAUGCUGCGCUUCCCAAGAUUUGACUACGACUGGUGUGUUGAGGAACUCCAGGAUCGCAAGAAGAGGUUGUUUGCCAACCUCUCACCCGAUGUGCCAAAUUUCUCACCGCACCAUGCCUUGAAACAUCUUGCGGGAGGUGCUCCCUGA
This is a messenger RNA of Geodia barretti, 1008 nucleotides long. The record is from the annotation of a GenBank genome assembly. NCBI's taxonomy places the organism in Eukaryota, Metazoa, Porifera, Demospongiae, Tetractinellida, Geodiidae.